Molecule: messenger RNA, 2471 nt
Organism: Oncorhynchus masou masou (cherry salmon)
Lineage: Eukaryota; Metazoa; Chordata; Actinopteri; Salmoniformes; Salmonidae
Exons: 6
Coding region: 117-932 (271 amino acids)
Source: RefSeq, a predicted model, not a curated record
AGUCCCGAAAGCAGGCAGGGGAGUUCCAUGGUCUCAUUCAAGAGCUUCGACUGUUUGGAGAGGAAUUCCGACAUUACUUUCGUCUGGACCGAAGCCAGUUCGAUCACCUGCUCCAGAUGGUUGGAGCCAGGAUCACCCGGGAGUCCAUCAGCCCAGUUGAACUCCUGACGAUUUGUCUCCGAUUAUUUUCGACAGGGGACUCCUACAGUACCAGUGGAUUCAGCUUCCGAGUUGGACGGUCCACGGUGGCAGGCAUUGUCCCCUCUGUGGCACAAGCCAUUUGGGACUGUCUGGUUGGUGAAUACAUGCCUGUCCCCAAGGAGGAAGACUGGACGACCAUCACUGCUGAGUUCCUGGAGAGGUGGAAUUUCCCCAACUGUCUUGGCUCCAUUGACGGUAAACAUGUAGUAAUCCAGGCUCCACCGUGCUCAGGUUCGCAAUUCUACAACUACAAGGGUACAUAUUCCGUUGUACUCUCGGCUGUAGUAGAUGCAAUCUACUAUUUCCGUGUUGUCGAUGUUGGUGCUUACGGCAAGGGAAGUGAUGGCGGGACCCUCCGGGACUCUGCCUUCGGCCAGGCACUUCAGGAUGGCACCCUGGAGAUUCCAUCACCCGCAUCACUCACUGGGGCUAAAGACCUGGGACCUGUUCCCCACGUCUUCGUCGAUGACGAGGCCUUCCCUUUGAGACUCAACCUCAUGAGGCCCUACACUGGAUGCCAGCUGCCAUUGCCAAAGCCUGUAAGGAUCUUUAACAAACGACUGUCCGGGGCAAGGAGCCGUUUGGGAUGGAGAUUGGAAAGCCAAAUGGUCACCUACCUGAUGUCUAACAACGCCCCUAGACAGGAACUCCAGGUGAGUGAGAAGCUGACCACCUACUUCUCAUCGCCAGAAGAUGUUCACAUGCAGGUGGACACAUGGAGGAGAGGAUAAUUUUCUCAGUAUCCUCAAAACCAUGUCUUUUUGACACAACUGCUGACCGCUACUGGGACAUAAACACAACAAAAUGCUGCUUGGAGACAAGUGUCCAUGAUAGUAGGAUUGCCAGAAGAAGACUGUAGGAGGAAGUGGAGAGGACUCGGGGACAGGUAUCAGAGAGAGAGAAGGGCAGCGAAAGAGAAGAAGAGGUCUGGGUCAGCAGCUUCAGCAGCCUUGGCGCUUCUGCCACGUUCUUUCUUUUCUGGAUCCAUUUAUUGUGCCGAGGGCAACGAGUGGCAAUUUUACAACCAGACCCUCUACUACGUCAUCCACAAGUGUUGUUGUCGCCACCGGUGCAUCAAGACCCUCAACGUCACCUACAAGUGUGACCAUCGCCUCCACCGGUGCAGUGAGACCCUCUACAAUGUCUACAUCAUCCACAAGUAUGACCACCACCGGUGCAGCCAUGGAGAUGAUGAAAUGGAGGAAGCACCUCUGGAUCUAGGACCACCUGAGAUUAUUAUGAACCUCAUGGAAGUAACCACUGAGGACCUUGUUGAACAGGAUGUAGCCGUGGAGAGAAACAGAGAGAGAAACGAAGAGGAACAACGUCACACCAGGCGUCAUCGGAGGUACUAGCCCCCCAGAUCCACUCAACUAAUUUCAGCAGAGGCUCCUCCAAGCCGUCGAGAGGGAUGCAGCCCAACCCGAUGCUCACAGGAAGGAGGAUGAAGAGGCCCUCUUUGCCAUGAGCCUGGUGCCAACACUGAAGAGGCUGCCUCAGCAAAGAAAAGCAGCAGUCAAGGAUAAAAUGUAUCAGCUGCUUUUCAAGCCGAGUUCAAUGAAAUGGAGUCAAUUUAGCCGACCAGCUCACCGGAAGGACAGGAAGAAGAGAUGAGUUGUCUGGUUGUUGUUUUGACCUCCCUCAUUGUACCUUUCUUUUCACACACGUCAGUUCCGUUUAAAUUCAGUCAAUUCAUAAAGUAAUUUGUUUAUAAAGUCUUAGGAUAGCAUCCAUUAUUAGUGUUACAUAGAUUUCUGAAUUGACACAAUUGAAACUCAUACACCGGAGAAUUCACAGAUGCUCUUGUUGGUCUCUUACAAGACUAAUGGUGAAUAUAUUUCUUCAAUUUAAAACCACUUGAAAACCAGGAUGUUGAAACAGUUUGUGAAGUUAUGUUCCAUCGACUGGUCCAUGACGUCCAGGGGCCAUUUGUUUGUUUAGCUGUGUUAUGGUUACACAUUGUUUUCUUUUUUUUUAGAGACGGAGACACACACACACCUCUCCUCCACUCCUCUCUGUACCUCAGAUCUCUCUCUCUCUCUCUUUAUGGCCAUGUCGGAAGUUCCCCUACUAUGUCUAGGCUUAAUGAGUAGUCCCUGUAUCAGUCUGCUGUUGUGCUCUUGUUGUUCUCUUACAGAUUACAGGCUACACAUUCAUUUUUUAAAUUGUUUUUUUACACUCACAUGCACCUCUUUCAAUAGUUACAGAAAAAUAAACAUUUUUACAACACACAUACCUGUCAUGUUCUUUCCUGUACUUGAAUACUUAUU